This is a messenger RNA of Camelina sativa (false flax), 2343 nucleotides long. The record is from RefSeq and is a predicted model, not a curated record. NCBI's taxonomy places the organism in Eukaryota, Viridiplantae, Streptophyta, Magnoliopsida, Brassicales, Brassicaceae.
GUCAAUUGAUUCCUUGACGAGAGCAUUGUCCUCCUCUGUCGCAGAAUCUCUCGACAGAGAUGAUGUCGCAGCUUCCAUAUUCAGAGUACGUCAAGCCAAGUUUACACUCCGGGAAGCUUUUGAAUGGGGGUUUUCACUAAUAUCUAAGCGAAGUGUUGGCGUGAACAUGAUGAAUUGGUGAUGGACUUGCCUUUGGAUUCAACUUGCUGGAUACAUUAUUAUCCACUUUUGUGUUCACUUCACCCGAAUCUUUCUCUUUCUCAACUCAUUUUGUGUGUGCACUGGUGCCUAAGCCAGGUUUUAUUGGUGGUCACGGUAUCGUCUUUGUUUUAUCUGCCUCCAUGGAUCUCACUCAGGCAGACGCAACACAGUUCUUGGGGCUUUUUAACAUCUCAACUCAAGGUUCCUCUUCUUCGCACCUAGUUGCUGUUGAGCUAGACACUGCCCUCAGCGCUGAGUUUGAUGACAUUGAUGCCAAUCACGUUGGAAUUGAUGUCAAUAGCCUUAUGUCUAUUGCUUCUACUCCGGCUGCUUACUUUUCCGAGAUAGAUGGGGAGAACAAAAGCAUACAACUUCUCAGUGUUGAUCCUAUUCAAGUUUGGGUGGACUACGGAGGAAGUGUACUUAAUGUUUCUCUGGCUCCUCUUAAAAUUCAGAAGCCAAGCCGGCCUCUUUUGUCAAGAUCCAUCAACCUUUCAGAAACAUUUCCAGAUAGAAAGUUCUUUCUUGGGUUCUCUGGAGCCAAUACAUACAGGGACAUUGAUCAGCUACCAAUACAUACUCGGAUGGAGUUUUAGCAGAAACACGGUGUCAUUACAGGCCUUGGAUGAAAGUAAACUUCCUCGAGUUCCUCGUCAUAGAGCUAAAAAUAAGAGACCAUCAGCGCUGCUUAUUACCCUGGUCGUUUUACUAGCUAUUAUAGUGCUUUUGGCUCUUGGAGCAGCUUAUAAUUACAGGAGAAGGAAAUAUGCAGAAGUAAGAGAAGAAUGGGAAAAAGAAUAUGGUCCACACCGUUUUUCUUAUAAAGCUCUGUACAAUGCAACGAAAGGUUUUAACAAGGAUGGAAUUCUUGGAAAAGGAGGUUUUGGAGAAGGGUACAGAGGAACUCUGCCUUCCAAAGAAAAAAUAGCAGUGAAAAGAGUGUCCCACGAUGCAGAGGAAGGGAUGAAGCAGUUUGUGGCUGAAAUCGUGAGUAUGGGUAACUUGAAGCACAAGAACAUGGUUCCACUUAUUGGGUAUUGUAGAAGAAAAGGUGAGUUACUUCUGGUAUCUGAAUACAUGCCCAAUGGUAGUCUUGACCAAUACUUAUUCAAUGACGAAAAACCACCCUUUUCAUGGCAUCAAAGACUUGUAAUCAUCAAGGAUAUAGCUUCAGCUCUUAAUUACAUGCACACAGGAGCUCCCCAAGUUGUUCUCCACCGGGAUAUCAAGGCUUCUAACAUUAUGUUAGAUGCUGAAUUUAAUGGAAGGUUAGGGGAUUUUGGUAUGGCAAGGUUUCAUGAUCAUGGGAGAGACCCUGCUACAACUGCUGCUGUAGGAACCAUUGGCUACAUGGCACCAGAGCUUACUACAACUGAUGUGUAUGGAUUUGGUGCUUUUUUACUUGAAGUAACAUGUGGGAGGAGACCUGUGGAACCUGGGUUGCCAGCUGAAAGAUGGUAUAUAGUUAAGUGGGUAUGUGAAUGUUGGAAAAUGGCGUCUUUGCUCGGAGCUAGAGAUCCAAGAUUGAGAGGUGAAAUCUCAGCUGAGGAAGUUGAAAUGGUACUGAAACUUGGGUUGCUUUGCACAAAUGGUGUGCCAGAACUAAGACCUUCUAUGGAAGAGGUUGUGCAAUACUUAAACGGAAGCCUAAAGCUGCCUGAUAUCUCUCCGAAGUCUCCUGGUAUCGGGUCCUUUACCCCAUUGAUUAUCGGAUCAAACCCCUUCCCUGUCUCCCCCACUACCAAGACCUUUUACUCUUCUUCCUCGGCCAACGACUCUACAUUUGUUACUCACUCAAUUGUCCAUGGCCAUGGACGGUAAACUUGGACGGUAGAUAUUUUUUUUUUGAAUGGAAAAGCUCCAUGCUAGGCUUGUGUGAAGGUACUUUAGUUUGGCAGGCAUACCAUUGUGCUCCACCUGUGAAGUCUAUUUUUGAUAUUUGACAAAGACAUCCACCAUUGAAAAGUAGUGUUUGGAGUCUUUUGUAGAAGUGCUGUUAAGCUUUGUAAAUUUUGAUGUUUCAUAUCUCCAUUUCUCUUUUUUACAUUAACUUAUUGCAUUUUCCAGUAAAUAAGAGGCUUUUGUACAGAUGUUUAGAAGUUGUUCUUCACUCUGUCUGCUAAAUUUGAUCUCAUUCUGUUA